Lytechinus variegatus (green sea urchin) is the source of this 3128-nucleotide messenger RNA. RefSeq lists its product as uncharacterized. The record is from RefSeq and is a predicted model, not a curated record. Gene Ontology annotation, molecular function: protein binding. Bases 72 to 2549 code for a protein of 825 amino acids. NCBI's taxonomy places the organism in Eukaryota, Metazoa, Echinodermata, Echinoidea, Temnopleuroida, Toxopneustidae. The transcript is spliced from 11 exons.
AGUCCUCAAUCUCCAUCUCAGUCAGCUCCGGUGAGGGUCUUUUGCGGUGUGUUCAUCGAGGAGAACCAUUCAUGCACGGCGAAACGUGGGACGUAGACGAAUGCACUGCCUGUUCCUGUGAUAACGGUACGAUUACCUGUGUGACUGAGGGUUGCCAGCCAGCAUUCUGCAUUUCACCAGUAAAACCUGAAGGAGAAUGUUGCUUACUCUGCCCAUACAAUGUCGUGGUGAAGAAAGUCCGGCCUGAAAUCACAAAUGGAGAUACCUUCACAGAGGAAGGGGACAAUCAAAUAAGCGUCAAUGUUUCCAUCAAGUUUCAUGAUGCCACGGACACCACCGGAGUCUCAGGAGAAGACCUUUGGAAACUUUCUGCUUGGGCUUCAGCCAACCCAGACGGCAAUGGACCAAGGAUUGGAUUCGAAGAGGACAUUCUAGAUCUGAAACAAAAAGACCAGGACUUGAAGAGAACAGAAAAAAUCGAGUUUACCAAUCUGGACUUCUCCUUUUCCGACCCAAUGGCCGAAUGCGUAGACACGAAGUAUAUCUGUGUGAGGAUCGAGAGGGGAGAUGACCCAAGGACUACCGGGUACAUUGGCUAUAGUUUAGGAGGAUACCCUGGCCCCAAUGCACAGACUGGUUGUACAAGAGCUCCAGAAUGUCGACGUAGUCAAGCUCAGGAGUCCUCACUCUCAGUCAGCAUCAGCUCCGACGACAAUCUUUUGCAGUGUUUUUAUCGAGGAAUUCCGUACAUGGACUCCGAGUCGUGGGACGUAGACGAAUGCACUACCUGUUCCUGUGAUAACGGUAUGGCUACCUGUGUGAUUGAGAGUUGCCAGCCAGCAUCCUGCACUUCACCAGUAAAACCUGACGGAGAAUGUUGCUACGUCUGCCCAUACAGCAUGUACACUCAGGAGUCCUCAUUCUCAGUCAGCUCCAGUGAGGGUCUUUUGCCGUGUGAAUAUCGAGGAGUUCCGUACGUGGACUCCCAGACGUGGGACGUAGACGAAUGCACUACCUGUUCCUGCGAUAACGGUACGGUUACCUGUGUGAUUGUAAGUUGUCAACCAGCAUUCUGCACUUCACCAGGAAAACCUGAAGGAUAUUGUUGCGUCCUCUGCCCAUACAAUGUCGUGGUGAAGAAAGUCCGGCCUGAAAUCACAAAUGGAGAUACCUUCACAGAGGAAGGGGACAAUCAAAUAAGCGUUAAUGUUUCCAUCAAGUUUCAUGAUGCCACGGACACCACCGGAGUCUCAGGAGAAGACCUUUGGAAGCUUUCUGCUUGGGCUUCAGCCAACCCAGACGGCAAUGGACCAAGGAUUGGAUUCGAAGAGGACAUUCUAGAUCUGAAACAAAAAGACCAGUCCUUGACGAGAAGAGAAAAAAUCGAGUUUACCAAUCUGGACUUCUCCUUUUCCGACCCAAUGGCCGAAUGCGUAGACAUGAAGUAUAUCUGUGUGAGGAUCGAGAGGGGAGAUAACCCAAGGACUACCGGGUACAUUGGCUAUACUUUAGGAGGAUACCCUGGCCCCAGUGCACAGACUGGUUGUACAAGAGCUCCAGAAUGUCGACGUAGUCAAGCCUUAACAGAUGUCGUGGUGAAGAAAGUCCGGCCUGAAAUCACAAAUGGAGAUACCUCCACAGAGGAAGGGGACAAUCAAAUAAGCAUUAAUGUUUCCAUCAAGUUUCAUGAUGCCACGGACACCACCGGAGUCUCAGGAGAAGACCUUUGGAAGCUUUCUGCUUGGGCUUCAGCCAACCCAGACGGCAAUGGACCAAGGAUUGGAUUCGAAGAGGACAUUCUAGAUCUGAAACAAAAAGACCAGUCCUUGAAGAGAAGAGAAAGAAUCGAGUUUACCAAUCUGGACUUCUCCUUUUCCGACCCAAUGGCCAAAUGCGUAGACAUGAAGUAUAUCUGUGUGAGGAUCGAGAGGGGAGAUAACCCAAGGACUACCGGGUACAUUGGCUAUACUUUAGGAGGAUACCCUGGCCCCAGUGCACAGACUGGUUGUACAAGAGCUCCAGAAUGUCGACGUAGUCAAGAUGUCGUGGUGAAGAAAGUCCGGCCUAAAAUCACAAAUGGAGAUAACUUCACAGAGGAAGGGGACAAUCAAAUAAGCGUAAAUGUUUCCAUCAAGUUUCAUGAUGCCACGGACACCACCGGAGUCUCAGGAGAAGACCUUUGGAAGCUUUCUGCUUGGGCUUCAGCCAACCCAGACGGCAAUGGACCAAGGAUUGGAUUCGAAGAGGACAUUCUAGAUCUGAAACAAAAAGACCAGUCCUUGAAGAGAAGAGAAAGAAUCGAGUUUACCAAUCUGGACUUCUCCUUUUCCGACCCAAUGGCCAAAUGCGUAGACAUGAAGUAUAUCUGUGUGAGGAUCGAGAGGGGAGAUAACCCAAGGACUACCGGGUACAUUGGCUAUACUUUAGGAGGAUACCCUGGCCCCAAUGCACAGACUGGUUGUACAAGAGCUCCAGAAUGUCGACGUAGUCAAGGUACUAAUUUGUUUCGUUCGCUACUGUCAAAAGCAUUUCAGCAUACUCGUAAAUAGAGGUUUACCAAUGUAUUUGUUGACUCAGUCCCGACUGCUGAUUAACAAUGUAAUGGAGCGUAGUAUUCAAUAUCCGUAACUGAAUUCAGAAAAUCAUUAGUACCAAUUGAAAGUAACAAAAAAGCUCUUCACCUUUUACUACUGCCAUGUCAUGUAAGCCAGUUAUAUUAAGCAUCCUAUAGGAAACAUAAAUGAAAAAUGGUUCAAGUUUGAACCUUUCUUAAUGUUAAGUAUGACGCACCUUAAACAAGUUCAAAUUUGUAUCUUUUAGGGGUGGAAACGAGAAUUUCUAGGUGCAUAUCAUGAUAAUAAUGUGCAUCUUUGCAUCUUUUGCCAUUUAGGGUGCAAGAUUACACCCAAAUAUGCAAGGCCUAUUGCUUUAUGUUUUUCAUGAUUUAAUAAAGAUUGGGCCAAAUCAGUGAAGCAAAAACCUUAUAUUCUAUCUGCAGCUCAGGGGUCAGACAGCGUGGAUAUUAGCGCUUUCAGUGACUCACUGGUUCGGAUCAGGUCUGGGCUAACUCGUAUAAUUAUUAGUUUAGGAAUGGCGUGGGCACUAAUAUCCCACGUCAGGCCCGGGCU